This is a messenger RNA of Musa acuminata subsp. malaccensis (wild Malaysian banana), 2545 nucleotides long. RefSeq names its product 65-kDa microtubule-associated protein 3. The record is from RefSeq and is a predicted model, not a curated record. NCBI's taxonomy places the organism in Eukaryota, Viridiplantae, Streptophyta, Magnoliopsida, Zingiberales, Musaceae. Gene Ontology annotation, biological process: microtubule cytoskeleton organization. Gene Ontology annotation, molecular function: microtubule binding. Gene Ontology annotation, cellular component: cytoplasm; spindle.
UCCAUUUCAAAUCAAAACACCUCCAUUUCGAAUCCUUUUUUGCCCCUUCUCUCUCUCUCUCUCUCCCUCUCUCUCACACUCGGCGAUCUCUGACGGCCAAAUCUUGCAGCGAAACUCAGCUUCGCUUUCCUUUGGUUCUUGCAUCGAUCCCAUCUGAGCCCUCUUCAGGUCAAAUUGGUUGCAUGGCUCGUCUAUCUAGCGAUCAGCUGUUACAAUUGGAAACAGCAUGUGGAUCUAUUCUAUAUGAGCUUCAGAUUAUAUGGGAUGAGGUUGGUGAAUCUGAUGCUGAAAGGGAUAAAAUGCUCCUCGAACUAGAACAAGAGUGCCUGGAUGUGUAUAGAAGAAAGGUCGACCAGGCCAACCGUUGUAGAGCUCAGCUGCGACAGGCAAUUGCUGACUCUGAAGCGGAGCUUGCAGCCAUCUGUUCCGCAUUGGGUGAGCCACCAGUACACAUUAGACAGUCCAAUCACAGAACGGGAAGCUUAAAAGAGGAGCUCAAGUCCAUUGGCCCACAGCUAGAGGAGAUGCGAAAGAGAAAAGUUGAGAGAUGGAAUCAAUUUUUAGAAGUAAUAGAACAGAUAAGAAAGAUCUCAUUUGAGAUCACGUCUUCUGAAGGCAACCAAUCGAAGUUGGCCGUGGAUGAAUCUGAUUUAUCUGCAAGAAGGCUUGAAGACUUGUACAGACAACUAGAGUCACUUCAGAAGGAGAAGAGUGAUCGCUUGAAGCAAGUGAUGGAACACUUGUCUACCCUGAAUGCAUUAUGUUCUGUGCUUGGAGUUGAUUUUAAAGAAACAGUAAGAGAAAUACACCCUAGUUUGGAUGAAUCUGAAGUACCAAAGAGCGUAAGCAAUGCUACAAUCGAAAGGCUAUCCAUUGCCAUAGGGAGAUUGCGAGAGAUUAAAGUAGAAAGGAUGCAGAAGCUUCAAGAUCUUGCCUCUACAAUGUUGGAACUGUGGAAUCUUAUGGAUACACCAAUUGAAGAGCAACGACUGUUUCAGAAUGUGACCAGUAAUAUAGCUGCUUCAGAAUCAGAAAUUACCGAGGCCAACACUCUUUCACCGGACUUCCUCAAUUUUGUGGAGGCAGAAGUUUUGAGACUUGAACAGCUAAAAGUAAGCAAGAUGAAAGAGCUAGUCUUGAAGAAGAAAACGGAACUGGAAGAGCUUCGUCGACGAGCACAUCUGGUUGCAGAGGCAGAAAAUGAUGCAGAACUUGCAAUCAGUGCUAUCGAAUCUGGAGCCAUUGAUGCCUCUUUAAUUCUGGAACAGAUAGAGGACCAAAUCUCAACAGUUAAAGAGGAAGCAUUCAGCAGGAAAGAUAUUCUCGAAAGGGUAGAGAAAUGGUUACCCGCAUGCGAGGAGGAGGCCUGGCUGGAGGAAUACAAUAGGGAUGAGAACCGCUACAAUGCUGGAAGAGGCGCACACUUAGCACUCAAGCGUGCUGAGAAAGCUCGUGCUUUGGUCAACAAGAUUCCAGCAAUGAUAGAGACUCUGGCAGCCAAAAUCACACAAUGGGAGAAAGAAAGAGGCGUUGAAUUCACAUACGACGGCGUGCGUCUUCUGUCAAUGCUGGAAGAAUACACCAUAGUCCGGCAAGAGAAAGAGCAAGAGCGCAAGCGACAGAGGGACCAGAAGAAACUCCAAGGUCAGCUCAUAGCCGAACAGGAAGCUCUCUACGGUUCAAAACCCAGCCCUUUAAAGCCUCAAAGUGCAAAGAAACUUCAUAGAACAUCAAAUGGGGGUCCAAGCCGAAGGCUGUCUCUUGGUGGAGCAGCAAUGCAGCCUCCUCCCAAGCCUGACUAUUUGCAUUCCGCAAAGUCUGGACGCUCGACGAAGAAGAUAGAUGAUCUGGGCACCCUUUCCCCUGGUGCAAGGGGCCUAGAUAUUGCUGGCCUUCCUAUGAAGAAGCUAUCCUUCACCGCGCAUCAAGAAAUGGGUGCGCCACGAAAACCCUUUGCUCCCCUGGCUCCGGUCAACCACAUUCCAUCGACACCGUCGAGGCCCAUUACCUUUGCUUUUGAAGAUAACAUGACGUCAAAGGGAUUGACGUCGACGCCCAGAACUCCAGCUGCAGCGCCAUUGGCAACACCAUCGAAGCCCAUUUCCAGUGCUAUCGAAGAGAACGCUAAGCCCAUUAUUACCAUGACGUCAAACGCAAUGCCGGCCCCAACACCCAAAACUCAAGCUCCAGCGCCAAUGCCAACACCGUCGAAGCCCAUUACCGGUGCUGUCGAAGAGAACAAGACAUUGACCGCAAUGCCAGCCCCAACCCCCAAAACUCCUGCUGCAACGCCAAUGCCUAUGCAGGUGGCCACAACGCCUGCUCCGACUUGCCUCAGGGUAGCACCGGUAGAGGAGUUAGAGUAUUCAUUUGAGGAAAGGAGGCUUGCUUUCUAUCUCACUAGAUAAAUGAGCUACGUAAUCAUUAUAUGAACGCUGGUGCCCAACGCUUUGCGGGACACAUCUUUGUUCUAGUCUGUAGUUGAUUCAAAGUCGAUUCUUCUCGACUUUUGUCAAUGUUUACCAAGAAUUCUCUUUCAUAUUCA